This is a messenger RNA of Diabrotica virgifera virgifera (western corn rootworm), 4075 nucleotides long. Its product is annotated as zinc finger protein 112-like. Gene Ontology annotation, molecular function: RNA polymerase II cis-regulatory region sequence-specific DNA binding; DNA-binding transcription factor activity. The transcript has 3 exons. The coding region runs from base 127 to 1665 and encodes 512 amino acids. The record is from RefSeq and is a predicted model, not a curated record. Lineage: Eukaryota; Metazoa; Arthropoda; Insecta; Coleoptera; Chrysomelidae. Gene Ontology annotation, biological process: regulation of transcription by RNA polymerase II.
UUUAUAAACAAAUAAACAUACAUACCAUAAACAGUAUUUUUUUUAGUACCUAUUGUUAAUUUCGGAGUGUAAGUAAAAUUAUUAUCUAAAAUCUAAAUACAUAAAACGUUGUUAAAAUUAAAUGAAAUGGAAGUAAAACAAGAAUAUGGUGAAGACACCUGUAAAGCAGAAAUAUAUUCCAAUAAUGCAGAUGAUGAUGCUCUUUUAAAUACCUUUAAAUGUGGAAUUAAAGAGGAACCCAAUAGAGAAAGUACACAUGGCACUUUUGAUUAUUUAGACUUAAAAGAAUUCCCUAUAAAGACUAAAACCAAAGAUGAAAGUGAACUUUUGCAAUUUGAAGAAAAACAAAGAAAGGAAAAGGAUAGCAGAAUAAAAGCUGAAAUUAAGGAAGACUUUGAUGAAGGUAAUCCAGCAGAUAUAGAGAGUCAGCUAUCGACAUCACUUGAUCUGGGAGUCUUUGAACAUGAGUAUACCUCAGGCUUAUCUCAGAUGAAGCUGGUGGAAUUGGAAGUUAUGAAAAGGAUUCCUGAAGAUUCAAAUAAUAAAAAACAAAUAAGUGUAAACCCUGAAGAAACAGCAUUAAAAAAUUCUAUUUAUGCUAAAGAUUUACCUGACAAACAGAAUUUAAAGCAGCAUACGGAAGGUUGGAUUGGAGAACGUCACGAAUGUGAAACGUGUUUUAAGCAGUUUAAUCAAGCACGUAAUUUGGAAAGACAUUGUUUAAAAGUGCACAAUGGAGAAAGAUCGCAUAAGUGUGACAUUUGUUCUAAGGAAUUUACUACAGCAGGUACUUUGAAAAGGCAUAUGAGAGUGCACACUGGGGAAAAACCUUAUAACUGUGAAAUUUGUUUCAAGCAGUAUUCUUAUUCAAUCGAUUUAAAAAGACAUUUAAUAAGACACACUGGCGAGAAGCCUUAUAAGUGUGAACUUUGUUUUAAACAAUUUAGUGAUUCGCGUUAUUUGAAAACACAUGUAAGAGUGCACGAUGAAGAAAAACCUCACAAGUGUGAAAUUUGUUUAAAGCAAUUUAAUAAAGCAGGUACUUUGAAACAACAUACGAUAACGCACACUACAGAAACCGCUUUUAAGUGUGACAUUUGCUUUAAGACAUUUACUACGGCAGGUAAAUUGAAAAUACAUUUGAGGGUACACACUGGAGAAAAGCCUUACAAGUGUGAUAUUUGUUUAAAACAGUUUUCUUAUAAGAAUUCUUUGGAUAUACAUAAAACAGGUCACACUGGUGAAAAACCUUACAAGUGUGAAAUUUGUUCUAAGCAAUUUACUCAGGAAGGAAGUUUAAAAAUACAUUUAAGGAUACACACUGGAGAAAAGCCUUACAAGUGUGAUAUUUGUUUAAAACAGUUUUCUUAUAAGAAUUCUAUGGAUAUACAUAAAACAGGUCACACUGGUGAAAAACCUUACAAGUGUGAAAUUUGUUUUAAGCAAUUUGGUCGUAAUGGACAUUUGAAAGAGCAUUGGAGAGUGCACACUGGUGAAAAACCUUACAAGUGUGAAAUUUGUUCUAAGCAAUUUAGUGCCACGGGUAGUUUGAAAAGACACUUAAUAAGACACACUGGCGAGAAGCCUUAUAAGUGUGAAAUUUGUUUUAAACAGUUUCGUGAUUCACAUUAUUUGAAAAGACAUUCAUGGAUACACACUGGGUAAAAGCCAUACAAGUGUGAAGAUUGUUUUAAUCCAUUUAGUGAAGCAGAUACAGUGGAACCUGGGGCCAGUCAGUCAGUAGCCAUGGCAGGGGAAGCACGUUCAAAUAACACUGCCGAUAUCAGUAGUAAUAUAGUUUGCAGAAAAUGUAAAUCUAAAGUUGUUUCACCGGUAAAGUGUAUAUGUGAUAGCUGUUAUCAUCCCACGUGUGCCAAAAAACUGGAGUUACAAAUUUUUGACAAAGUUUUUACUAAAUGUUGUGAAAAAACCGAAGAUAAAGCAAACAGCGACUGUGAUGACAAAUUUUUCGAUGCCAUCGAAAACUUAGCUGCGUCGACAGAAAAUAAGGUAGAUAUACACAUCUUUAAAUAUAUUAUCAAACAAAAAGAUCUCUUAAUAUCAGAACUAAAGGAAAAAAUAUUCCUAUUAAAUACACAAAUUGACUCAUUGAAACAAUUAGAAACAAAACAAGUUCCGGAAAAAACUGACUAUUCUUUAUUUAAAAAAUCUAAACACAAAGCUGAUAACAAUAAACAAGUCUUCAAUUCACCAGAGUCAACAAUAGGCCAGGAGAAAUAUAAGGAAAACAAUUCAAUUAGCGCUAAAGAUAUCAGCGAAGCCAUAAACCGAGCGCAAAAUAUAAUACCUGCAUCUAGUCGAACCGAAAAGACUGGAGAUGCCAACAUGCAAAUAAGCAGUAACAUUCCUACGGAUUGGCAGAAAGUGACUUACAAAAAAAGAACACCCAAAAAAAACUUAUUAGUGGGUAACUGUUCUGGAAAUUCGAAUGUAGAAGGAGUGGAUCAAACAGUUGCUUUAUACGUAUUUAAUCUGAAACCGCAAUCAUCUGCAGAAGACCUUCAAUAAUUUUUAUCAAAAAACCUGCCAGAAGCCAGCUGCUCAGCUCUUCCAUCUCGUCGUCCUGAUAUAUAUUCUUCUUUCAAGAAAAUUGAUUUGGCCAAACAAAGCCUGUAUACGAAAUUUUUUUCAAUUGAGGAAAAAGAAAGUGCAAGUCGAGUAGAAGUAUCUAUCGACAAUGAAACAAAACAUACGUCAAUUUUUAAAAUUAUAUAGUUAAAUACAGCGUCCAUUAGAAACAAACUUGAAAGGUUGGAAAUUCUGCUUGACCAAGAAAAUCCUGUUGUCGUCAGUAUUGCGGAGCACUGGUGUAAGCAGGAUGAAAUGUCUCUAAUGGUAACUCCGGGUUACGAUCUUGUAACCAGUUAUUGUCGACCUAUCCAAUAGCAUGGCGGAUCGGUUCUGUAUGUGAAAUGUAGGUAUGAAUAUCAGAUCAUCAAUGUGUGCCAGUUCGCUGUGGAGAUGCAUUAUGAGUGCAGUGCGGUAAAAAUAAUGUUUUGUGAAAGAAAAGUUGCAGUCAUCAGUAUCUACAUGCCUCCCAGUGGAGACUUUUAUUUGUUUUUGAAGCAGUUUUCCUAUACGAUUGAACUCUGUAAUAGGUAUGUUGACGAUAUUUUUAUUUGUGGUGACUUAAACAUUGAUUAUUUAGAAAAUAGUUUAUUUAAAAUUCUUUUUAACGAUGUUCUAAUGAGCUACAAUCUAAGCAUAACCUCUAUGGUUCACGCAAGGGUAGCGACAAAUUGUUUGAACUAAACUUCUAUCAGUAAGAUUGAUUAUAUUAUAACCAAUACAGCUAAUAUACUUCAAUGCAAUUCUAAUGUUUUUGAAGCGCAUUUAAGUGACCAUAGAGCAAUUAGUUUGGCCAAAAUCCAAUGACCAGCCUAAUUAUAAAUAUUAGAGACUUGUCUGACGAUAACCUUAAAUUUCUUCUGUGCUAUCUGUAACUGACUUUGACGAUAUUUAUUUAACCGAUAAUAUUGAUAAAUCCUUUGAAAAUUUUAUAAGUAGUUUAAUAUAUGUGUUAGAUUAUUGUUGUCCAGUAAAACGGUAUAAUAUCAGUAAGCAGACUUGCAAUAAAAAAAUGGAUUACUCCGGAAGUUAAGCAGUCUAGUGUUCAUUUAAAAAAAUGCUUACUGGCUUAAUAAGGAACUAAAAGAUGCCAAUUCUCUUGCAAAUUAUAACAAAAUUAAGAAAGACCACGCGGAACUAUUACAAAAAUCUAAAUUAAAAUUUCAUGAUCAAUUGAUAAAUAAUUCAAGUAAUAAAAAUAAAACUGUAUGGAAUCUUGUUAACAAGGAAACUGGUAGGAAGUCUAUCCAAAAAAACAUAGCAUUAAAUAUAGAUGGUGAAAGUUGUACUGAUUCUAAGCAGUUGUCUGAAGUUUUUUGUGAUUAUUUUGCUACAGUAACCGAAUAGUUGCACAUCUUCUACUAUUAUAAUAUAUAAUAUAUAUAUAUGUGGCAGGUCUCUUUUUUGAUCUAACCCGUGCCUUUGAUUGUCUUGAUAGCCGUUUUGUUAGCAAUAAACUGUAUAAUAUUGGUUUUAGAGGCAUAUU